Molecule: messenger RNA, 2286 nt
Organism: Lycium ferocissimum
Lineage: Eukaryota; Viridiplantae; Streptophyta; Magnoliopsida; Solanales; Solanaceae
Product: rab GTPase-activating protein 22-like
Exons: 15
Coding region: 615-1967 (450 amino acids)
Biological process (GO): activation of GTPase activity
Molecular function (GO): GTPase activator activity
Source: RefSeq, a predicted model, not a curated record
AAAACACAAUGGGUAGAAAACAAAGACACAAAAAACGUAAGACCAUAAACACAAUUUUAUAAGUUUUCAACACAUUAAACACCCAAAUAUUUGUGUGUGCAUGUGUUGGGGAGAGAACAAAUCAAAGAGUGUAAAACAGAUAUUUCAUUAUAACAAGAAAAAGAAAUAUUUUUGCAGCAAAAAAAAAAAAAAAGACCUUUUCCCCCCACCACAACCCCACCACCAGCAAGAACAGCAGAAACAAAAGCAAGAAAGGAAAAAAAAUAAAAAAAAAAAAAAUCUUGCUUCUUUUUUUUUCCUCUGAAUUUUUUUUUUGUUUGUGGUUUUUGUUGUUUUGGAGCUACCAGCAGAGCAAAAGAUUAUCUGGGGUCACAUUUGUUUUUUGUUAAAAAUUUGAUCUGGCCACCAGCAGAGCAAAGGGUUAUCUGGGUCACAUUGGUUUCUUGCUGAAAGUUAAGUUUUUGAUCUUGACACCAGCAGAGCAAAGGGUUAUUUGGGUAAUUUAAUUCUUGUUGAAAUUUUUGAUCUUGGUAAGGAGCUGCAAGCUGGUGGGUGCUGGUUUUUUUUUUGGGAUUGAAUUUUGGAUGUGAUUUGAGUGGAAUUUAUAUAUAAAGAUGGCUACUUUAGAUAUUACAAAAAUGUGGAGGGACCCUGGUGCUCCAGCUGAUUCAUUCUAUCAGGUUCGGCCUGAAUGUAAGGAUGUUCCCAAGUCCAAAUUUAGAAUCAAGAAUGGGAAAACACUAAGUGCAAGAAAAUGGCGUGCUGCAUUUUCUCCGGAAGGUUAUCUUGAUAUAGGCAAAACACUCGGUCGAAUCCAUCGAGGGGGAAUUCAUCCAUCAAUUAGAGGUGAAGUUUGGGAAUUCUUACUUGGUUGCUAUGAUCCAAAAAGCACAUACGCGGAACGAGAGGAUAUACGACAACAACGGAGGACACAAUAUGCUAUACUAAAAGAAGAAUGCCGCACAAUGUUUCCGGUGAUUGGAAGUGGUAGAUUUAUUACUGCACCUGUAAUAACAGAAGAUGGUGAUCCUAUUCUAGAUCCUUUAGUACUUCAAGAGGCAAAAGCAGCAAAAGAAGCAAAAGAAGCGACUUCAGCUGGUCAACCAAAUGGUGCUUCCGAUGAUUACGAAAUGGUAAAGGAGCAUGAUAAAAGAGUGAUAGAGUGGAAACUCUCGUUACACCAGAUAGGACUCGAUGUGGCUCGCACUGACAGGUCACUUGUCUUUUAUGAGAAACAAGAGAAUCUAUCAAAGCUUUGGGAUAUCCUUUCUGUUUAUGCUUGGUUUGACAAAGAUGUUAAUUAUUGUCAAGGGAUGAGUGAUCUUUGCUCUCCAAUGAUUAUUCUUCUUGACGAUGAAGCAGAUGCAUUUUGGUGCUUCGAACGUUUAAUGAGAAGACUGAGAGGAAAUUUCAGGUACACUGACAGUUCUGUUGGAGUAGAAUCGCAGCUAAAUAAUCUAGCUUCAGUAACUCAAGUUAUUGAUCCCAAACUUCACCAACACUUAGAUAAAUUAGGUGGAGGUGAUUACUUGUUUGCUGUCCGUAUGCUCAUGGUUUUGUUCCGUCGAGAGUUUUCUUUUUGCGAUUCAUUAUAUCUUUGGGAGAUGAUGUGGGCCCUGGAAUAUGAUCCAGACUUGUUUGUUACAUAUGAAGACCCUGAAUUAGCUGCGGACAAACCUGAAGAAUCUAAAGCAAAAUCAAAGUCACGUCAGUGUGGGAAAUAUGAGCGAGAAAACAUGAAAAAUGCUGGCAAAGCUGCAGAAGCUCCCCUCCCUAUUUCCGUUUUCCUAGUAGCCAGCGUCCUGAAAGACAAGAGUGAUAAAUUGCUGACAGAAGCAAGAGGACUGGACGAUGUUGUUAAGAUACUGAAUGACGUUAACGGAAACUUGGACGCUAAAAAGGCUUGCACUGGUGCGAUGAAACUUCACAAGAAGUAUCUUAAAAAGGCGGCGAACACCAACAGGUAGCCCGAGCCCAAAGAAACUGCUAGGUGAUUCAUAAACCAAGGAGCUCAUGCCAAGAAGGCUCUGACAAGUUUGAUGUUCGGAUUUUUCGGCCAUGUCAAGGGACAGUGGCUGUUUUUGUAUACUGUGCUAUUGUUUUAGUAAGAAAAUAUGUAAAUUGUCAUUCUUUCUGGUUCCAUAAUUGGAACUACCAUCAUGUACAUGUAAUUUUUUUUUUCCUAGUAAAUGUGCCCUCAGGGUUGAUGUAUACAAAAGAUACUCUUCCAAAACUUGUAUAAUAGUAUGAAUUUACUAGUAGAGCCGUGUAUCUUCUUGGUUUUGA